AUGGUAAAGCUGAUUAGUCACCUUUGCGAUCUCAUAUUUAAGCUCGAUAUUGGCCCACGCAGUGAAGUUUAUGUGGAAGCUAUUCGGCAUUGGACUCUGGAUGUGGAGUGCAAACUUAAAGAUAAACCAGAAGCCCUCAGAUACUCAUGUCGUCAGUUCCCUGGCCCAGUCGUUCCCGGUAAUGCGCAGUACAAGAUCACUAAUGGUAGAGUUGUUAUAAAGCUUCCGAAGGCUGAUCCUUCACAAUCCUGGGCUGGUGAAUUGACUGUGAAAGGCCUCGAUCAAUCCUCUUAG
Molecule: messenger RNA, 294 nt
Organism: Rodentolepis nana
Lineage: Eukaryota; Metazoa; Platyhelminthes; Cestoda; Cyclophyllidea; Hymenolepididae
Source: the annotation of a GenBank genome assembly